This is a messenger RNA of Closterium sp. Naga37s-1, 525 nucleotides long. The record is from the annotation of a GenBank genome assembly. Lineage: Eukaryota; Viridiplantae; Streptophyta; Zygnematophyceae; Desmidiales; Closteriaceae.
AUGCCUCGGUACACGACGUCGCAAACCUUCACGGAUGGCAACACGCAGAUAGUCGCGCUUCCCGAUAUCGUAGAGACGAAGCGCGAGGAUCCCAAGGGUGACGUGGAGGAGGAGCCGUACGAGGUGAAGCUACAGCGCAUCUCCGAGUGCGUCCCGCUGCGCAUCACCAGCACCAGCGGAAGCUCCGCGGGCAGCGGAAGCGGAGACUUUCACCAGUACCGAGCGAUGCGGCGGCACGAGCAGGACCGGCUGAUGCGGAUGGAGGCGGAUUAUAACAAGCGCAUGGAGGAGAAGCGCUUCCAACAAUGCAGAGAACAACGGCUUAAGGAAGCGGAGGAGCGAACAGCAAAGAAGCGAGCGAAAAGGCAAAAGAAGAAAGAGAAGCGGAAGAAGCAGAAAACAGAGGAGCCACGGGAUGGCAGCUUGCCGAGUGUGGCCGAAGGGCAGAGGGAGGGGCUUGUAUCGAGUGAUGAGGACGAGGAGGAGGAGGCUGCUGCACCAUCUGCCCAGGCAGCGCUUGAUUGA